UCUCACAUCUAAGCCAUUAUUUGAAUUACAUACUAAUAUUAUUCAUCUAUUUGAUAAAGGGUGCGAGCGGUAAUUCUAAAUUAUGGCACCAUUUAUAUUUGUCAAAUCACCAGUGACGUAUGGGGUAAAUAAUAAUUUGCGUCCCCGUGUUAUCUGAACGGAUGAUAAUUAUGACGCCUUUUUAAACAAAGUUUGCAUUGACACCUGCCUAAUUUACCUCUUUUUUUUUUAAUAGGAUGGCAAUAGCAUAUAACCAGCUUGUAAUAUACUUGUUAUAUACUUCUUGUUGUUGCGUCUUGAGUAUAAAUAAAAUAUUUAUUGUAUAUAAGAUUAUAUGGCAUGUAAUAAAAAUGUAUUAAGAAAUCAUGGUUAAAUUCAUAAUUUACAGCGCAGUACGGUGACGCAUUUGGCGACUGUAUAGAUGAUUAAAGUUUAAUUUAGAUGUUUUCGGCACGUGCGUCACGCCGCAGUCGCGUGCUACCCUUCAGCGCAAUCAAAAGUUUAUUAUUCUCAACUACAAAUUUUAAAAUGUAUCAUAAAUUAUUUAUGCAUUAUGUGUGUAUUUUUUUUUUAUUUCUAUACUUUAACCCACCUGAGAUUUAAUAAAGAGUCAACUCCGAAACGAUUAGGAAACUGGCAGGUCCCACGUUGGGCGCCAACACGGGCACGCCCUAUGGAAAUGAGACCUAACCCUAAACCCAUUUGUGACCUCAACGGACAUUUCUUACCCGGUGCACCUCGAGGAUCAUCUAGAUGUUUCGGACACUUCACUGGGACUUGGGAUUUACCGAGAAAAAUAACCAGAAAAGUUGCCGAGGAACUCGCGAAGGAGCCUCCGGACAGCAGAUUUCCAGAUUGGAUAAAUCUUCGCGUCCAACGCCCGAAGGCUGCAUCACGCAUGCGUGGGGGAAAGCGCGGUAAAGAAAAGGAACAACAAGAGGAAGACGAGCAGAGUUUUACACCUAAGCAAUGUCCGUACCACAAACGAAAGCAUUAAUCUACGAGGACUAAUAGCCAAGAUUAAAAUACUUUUGAAUAACAGUGUAUAAUUAUAACUUAAAUAAAAAAAAAGCUUACUUA
Messenger RNA from Danaus plexippus (monarch butterfly), 1080 nucleotides. RefSeq names its product protein Flattop homolog. Gene Ontology annotation, cellular component: ciliary basal body. Bases 554 to 997 code for a protein of 147 amino acids. The transcript is spliced from 4 exons. The record is from RefSeq and is a predicted model, not a curated record. Gene Ontology annotation, biological process: cilium organization. NCBI's taxonomy places the organism in Eukaryota, Metazoa, Arthropoda, Insecta, Lepidoptera, Nymphalidae.